UCUCUCGGAUUCUCAGUUGAGGGAUAGGACCAAUAUCUUGAAGCAACGAGCUCGCCAAAAUGCCCAGUCUUUGGAUUCUCUUUUACCUGGAAAAUAGAUAAUGGACUUCAUUCUGCGGGCUGGAAUAUCAGUCAAGUCCUGUGGGUUCAUAACGCCACUUUUAUUUGUAUAUAGCACCUUUUUGUUGCUUAAACUUUCUAUUACUAUUUGACUACACAAUCCUGGUCUCAGCUUUCUGCUGAUAUUCUCAAAACUCAAGUUAACAAGACAGCUUUCCAUUAUCCCAUAGUCUGCACUUCAUCUGCUGAGGCGUUCUAUUUGCUUUUCGAUUUCUUCAAUCCUGUUUUAGACUGAUGCUGCACAAGUCCAUGAGGCCUGAGAGCAGAGUUCCAGUGAGGGUUGCUAAUUCCAGAACAGGAUUCUCAAGACAAACACUUUGAUCCAUAAAUCAAAAAUCGUGUUAUCAACUAGCAUCUACAGCUUCAUGUAGUAAAUUUGGCAAAGUGCAUCUGGAAACUGUUGGAUCAACUCUGGCAAAGUGCAUUGGGGAUCUUUUGGCUAGGCUGGGUAUUCUACUUAUGCAGACAACCCAGGCAAGAUGGCCCUAGAAUUGCCAUCCCCAGCGAGUCUUGGAACUUCAUUUGUAUAUCUCAAAGGCAUGGACAUCCCUUCCCCGUUUGGCAUUGAGAUCUAGAAAAAGGCCCAAGGCCCAAUCUUCUAUGGUUGCUGCAAAUCUCUACGACUUAAGCAUCAGCCUGUCUGUCUCAGGUCCUUAGCGGUGGCACUUUGGGCUGAUCUUCCUCAGCAACAUUCUUAAAUCUCUAGUGUUGGUCCCCCUUGAGUUUUAUAGCUUUAGAUGGCUUUCCUUUUCCACGAUUUCUACUUUCCAUCUUCUUGUGCUUCUAACUAGUCAUUACUUUAGCUGUUAGAAGUGUUGUGCUCCAUGGCUUAUCACUUUAAAUAUCUUGCAGGAAGCGUUUGCUAUAGUGAGGGAGGCUUCAAAAAGGGUUCUAGGUCUUCGCCCUUUUGAUGUUCAAUUGAUAGGUGGCAUGGUACUUCAUAGAGGAGAAAUAGCUGAAAUGAGGACAGGAGAGGGGAAGACUCUUGUGGCCAUCUUACCAGCUUAUUUAAAUGCAUUAAGUGGUAAAGGAGUCCACGUUGUUACCGUUAACGAUUACCUUGCAAGGAGGGACUGUGAAUGGGUUGGUCAAGUUGCUCGUUUUCUUGGACUGACGGUUGGCCUAAUCCAGCAAAAUAUGACAAGUGAACAGAGGAGGCAGAAUUACUUGUGCGAUAUCACUUAUGUCACCAAUAGUGAGCUCGGUUUUGAUUACCUGAGAGACAAUCUUGCCAUGAGUGUUGAUGAACUUGUAUUAAGGGGUUUCAAUUACUGUGUCAUUGAUGAGGUUGAUUCAAUUCUUAUCGACGAAGCAAGAACUCCUCUUAUUAUAUCAGGACCUGCUGAGAAACCAAGUGAACAAUACUAUAAAGCUGCUAAAAUAGCUGCUGCUUUUGAACGAGAUAUACAUUACACUGUUGAUGAGAAGCAGAAAAAUGUUUUGCUCACAGAACAGGGUUAUGCAGAUGCUGAGGAAAUUCUUGAAGUAAAGGAUCUAUAUGAUCCUCGAGAACAGUGGGCCUCAUUUCUCUUGAAUGCAAUAAAAGCUAAAGAGCUCUUUCUUAGAGAUGUGAACUAUAUUAUUCGUGGCAAAGAGGUUCUCAUAGUGGAUGAGUUUAGUGGUCGAGUCAUGCAGGGGAGGCGUUGGAGUGAUGGGCUUCACCAGGCGGUGGAAGCCAAAGAAAGCUUGCCCAUUCAAAAUGAGACAGUCACUCUUGCCUCAAUUAGCUACCAAAACUUCUUUCUUCAGUUCCCAAAACUUUGUGGCAUGACUGGCACUGCUGCAACUGAGAGUUCAGAGUUUGAAAGUAUUUACAAGCUCAAAGUUACAAUCGUGCCAACAAACAAGCCUAUGAUACGGAAGGAUGAGUCGGAUGUGGUGUUUAGGGCAACCACAGGAAAAUGGCAGGCAGUUGUUGUAGAAAUUUCUAGAAUGAACAAGACCGGGCGCCCUGUUCUCGUUGGCACAACUAGUGUUGAGCAGAGUGACACAUUGUCCAAACAACUCCGUGAAGCUGGAAUCGCUCAUGAGGUUUUAAAUGCCAAACCAGAAAAUGUGGAGCGAGAAGCUGAGAUUGUGGCACAAAGUGGCCGCCUUGGGGCGGUUACUAUUGCUACUAAUAUGGCGGGUCGGGGAACAGAUAUAAUUCUGGGUGGUAAUGCAGAAUUUAUGGCUAGGUUGAAGCUACGCGAGAUGAUGAUGCCAAGUGUUGUUAAGCCAGCUGAAGGAGUUUUUGUUUCUGUGAAGAAAUCUCCCCCAAAGAAGACAUGGAAGGUGAGUGAAAGUUUGUUUCCAUGUUCACUAUCUCAAGAAAGUACCAUGGUGGUUGAGGAAGCUGUACAUUUGGCUGUCAGCUCAUGGGGUCGGAGAUCUUUACCUGAGCUUGAAGCAGAAGAGCGGCUUUCUUAUGCUUGUGAAAAGGGUCCUGCUCAAGAUGAAGUAAUAUCCAAAUUACGCCAUUCUUUCCUACAAAUUGCAAAAGAAUAUAAGGCCUACACCGAGGAAGAAAGGAAGAAGGUUGUAGCAGCUGGAGGACUUCAUGUCGUCGGCACAGAACGCCAUGAAUCACGAAGAAUUGACAAUCAGCUGCGUGGUCGAAGUGGCAGGCAGGGGGAUCCUGGAAGUUCCCGCUUCUUCCUUAGUCUUGAAGAUAAUAUCUUCCGCAUUUUUGGGGGGGAUCGAAUUCAGGGCUUAAUGAGAGCUUUUAGAGUUGAGGACCUACCAAUUGAAUCAAAAAUUUUGACGAAAGCACUGGACGAAGCUCAAAGGAAAGUGGAAAAUUACUUUUUUGAUAUCCGAAAGCAACUAUUUGAGUAUGAUGAGGUACUGAACAGCCAAAGAGACCGUGUCUAUAUGGAGAGAAGGCGAGCUCUAGAAUCUGAAGACCUUCAAUCUCUACUAAUUGAAUAUUCUGAACUCACAAUGGAUGACAUACUAGAGGCAAAUAUUGGUUCUGAUGCUCCCAAGGAAAACUGGGAUUUUGAAAAGCUUAUUGCAAAGCUCCAGCAGUAUUGCUAUUUGUUGAAUGAUUUGACUCCAGAUUUAUUGGUAAGCAAAUGUGCAACUUAUGAAGAUUUGAGGAAUUACCUUCGUGUUUGUGGACGAGAAGCAUAUUCACGGAAGAGGGAUAUCGUGGAGACACAAGCUCCAGGAUUGAUGAAGGAAGCAGAAAGGUUCCUAAUAUUGAGCAACAUAGAUCGGCUAUGGAAAGAACACUUGCAAGCACUUAAAUUCGUUCAGCAAGCUGUAGGUUUACGUGGAUAUGCACAACGAGAUCCGCUCAUUGAGUACAAGCUUGAAGGCUACAAUCUGUUUAUUGAGAUGAUGGCACAAAUAAGAAGAAAUGUUAUAUAUUCUAUAUACCAGUUCAAACCAACGAUGGUGAAGGAUCAAGACCAGCAGCCUGCAAAACCCCGCAAGGAUGGUGCAAAUGGGUCAGUGCUCCCACCAUCAUCUGUCAGCUCUGAGGCUAAUGUAUGACACUGAGUUGGGCAUGUAUUGAAGCAUCAAACAUGGAUGGUAAAUAACGUGUAUCAUUGAAUUUAUCUGGUUCUGCAUAGAAUUGUGUAUAUCACCACCAUGUAAGUUAGAAUGUCCUGUAGAGAGGAAUCAUCAUAUAAAGGUACUGUAAAGUUGCUUAUACAGCGUCAUUUCAUAUCAUAAAAAUCGUUACUCAAUUUUCUUGUUUGCUUCUGUCAA
Messenger RNA from Cynara cardunculus var. scolymus (artichoke), 3818 nucleotides. Its product is annotated as protein translocase subunit SecA, chloroplastic. The transcript is spliced from 20 exons. The record is from RefSeq and is a predicted model, not a curated record. Gene Ontology annotation, molecular function: ATP binding; ABC-type protein transporter activity. NCBI's taxonomy places the organism in Eukaryota, Viridiplantae, Streptophyta, Magnoliopsida, Asterales, Asteraceae. Bases 1050 to 3599 code for a protein of 849 amino acids. Gene Ontology annotation, biological process: protein targeting; protein import. Gene Ontology annotation, cellular component: membrane.